GUUUGUUGGUUCGUGAUAUGUUCAUUGCUUCACGAGGCUGAGCCUUAUUACCUGGACGCGAAACAUAGCGACAUUUGUUUGCUACACCCGAAAGCGUAGCGACUCUUACCGAUAUACAACAACCCAUACACAAAUCGCAAACAUGCGCACCUCAGCACUGCUCACCUUCGUCCUUGCGACAAUUGUAUCCGCCCACAGUGUAAUCACCUACCCGGGCUGGCGCGGGAACAACCUCAUCACCAAUGCGACCUUUCCCUAUGGCAUGCAAUGGAUAUAUCCAUGCGGUGGUCACAAUGUUACAACAAACCGUACAUACUGGCCCACGACAGGUGGUGCCGUCGCUUUCCAGCCUGGCUGGUUCCGCGGUCACGAGACAGCAUUCGCCUACAUCAACAUGGGCUUCGGCGACGACGGUCCUGACGGUGGUCCUGCGAACAUGACUCUCCCCAUGAUUCCCAUGUUCCAGAUUCUCGGUCCCACCAACAACCCCUUUCCCGGAACCAUCUGCCUCCCUCAGGUGCCUCUGCCAAAGAACACGACAGUAAAGGCCGGAGACACAGCGACAAUCCAAGUUGUUGAACUCGCCAUACAUGGCGCAGCUCUCUACUCUUGCGUCGAUAUCAUCUUUGCAGAUCCAGGUGACAAGAGACUCAAAGAGGUCAACGAGACCAACUGCUUCAACUCGACCGACAUCGGCUUCGCAGAUAUAUACACUAUCACGACCAAGGAAUCCGGGUCAGACGAAUACGCGAGCGAAUCCGGUGCCACCCCAGCUUUCCGUCAGCUGGGCUGGAUACCCCUGGUGGCAGCCGGCUUGUGGGCUUUUCUGCUAGCGUGAUGUAGUGAACAAAACGUAUAUCUGAAAGCAUAAUGAACGGCGUUUAUGGUGGGAAUUGGGAUAUCCCCUGGUUUUUUGUUUCUAUAAUUACUUCUGAUGAGCCCUGAAAUGGGCCAGAAUGUCUUGUUUUGGUGUUGGAGGAGCUCCUAUAUUGCUUCAUUCAUUUGAGACACUGCGUCAAUAACAAAUUUACGAUUGAUCAACUCCAA
Molecule: messenger RNA, 1047 nt
Organism: Fusarium graminearum PH-1
Lineage: Eukaryota; Fungi; Ascomycota; Sordariomycetes; Hypocreales; Nectriaceae
Exons: 3
Coding region: 143-838 (231 amino acids)
Source: RefSeq, a predicted model, not a curated record